Acyrthosiphon pisum (pea aphid) is the source of this 1176-nucleotide messenger RNA. Its product is annotated as protein AATF-like. Lineage: Eukaryota; Metazoa; Arthropoda; Insecta; Hemiptera; Aphididae. The record is from RefSeq and is marked provisional. Gene Ontology annotation, cellular component: nucleolus; nucleus. Gene Ontology annotation, biological process: regulation of transcription by RNA polymerase II.
AUAUUCUCAUUACCAUUUAGCACGAUCUAAGAUUGUAAUAAAUAAUAAUUAUACUAAUAAUAAAAUAGUCAAUAGUAUAACUUCAACUGACUUGAAAUGUCAUCUUCGGACGAAGAAAUAAGUUCUAACGAUGAAAUGGAUUCCGGCGAAGAAAUGGUUUCCAAUGAUGAAAUAGAUAGCGAAGAAUUUGGUUCAGACAUUGAAAUGAAAUCCGGCGAAGAAUUUGGUUCUGAUGAUGAAGAAAAUUACUCUGACAAUGGUUCUAGUACACAGGGUAUUGCGGAACCUAUGACAGACAUGGAAAAGGCAAAGGUUGUUAUAGCACAUAAGGAAUUCUACGACAAUCUAUUACUCCUUCGCAUAAAGCUUCAAAAAUGCCUUUCACUUGCCAAUACUCUUCCACAAGACUUGGACAAAAUUACUAAGGAAGACAAGGAAGAAUGCGCCUAUGACACUGUAAAAGAUUUAGAACAGUAUUUAACAAUGGUGGUAAAAUAUCAAACAGACUUACUUGCUAAGAAUCAAAAUGUUAAAAUGAUUGAUAAAGACAAAGCUACUAUGUUGACAAAUAAACUGAAUCAUAAAGACUUUGAACAUGUCUUGCAAGCACAUCAUGAAUCAUUCAAACCUUAUAGAGAUGAGACAAUACAAUUUUGGAAUGAACGAACAAAGCUCGCAUCAGGAAAAGCUGCAAAAUCAGAUUUCUCAGCUUUUGAUCAACCUACAUUAUUACAAAUUGAUCAAAUAAUGGCUGAUAAGACUAGGUUAAUUGAACGUACUCAAAUCAAACGAUCCAAAUAUUGCAUUGUUGGUAAUCCAGAAUCAAUAAACACCGAUGUCGAUCAGGAAAUAUUUGAUGAUGAUGAUUUCUAUCACAAAUUACUUAGGGACUAUAUUGAAAAUAAAACUGCUGAUAUCACAGAUUCAUCUCAACUAGGAAAACAAUGGUUACAAUUACAAAAGCUGAGGAGUAAAAUGAAGCGUAAAGUUGAUACCAGAUCAACUAAAGGAAGGAAGCUCAGAUACACUGUUCAUACAAAAUUGAUGAAUUUCAUGGCGCCAAAUGACCAAUCCUCGUGGUCUGAUGAAGCUAAACAGGAUUUAUACAAUUCUUUAUUUGGUAAAAAAAAUACUGGUUGACACUUGAUGCAAUAAAUUAAAUGUAUUCUCACAUUA